CCCUGCUGCUGCCAUGCAGCAGUCCGUCAGUGUGCCAGCAGUCCGCGCAGAGCGCAGAGCGCAGCGCCACGCUGACCGUCUGUCACAGAGGAUCUCCACACCUUCACCGGAGCCGAACGGCAACACGCGUGGAUAAACUGAGCGAACGAGGGGUCUGCACAGGUGAGGUGAGGACAAGGACGCAGUCUUCUUCGCCGUCACACGUCCGUCAGCGAACCAAGAGCCUUGGUGCCGGCCACCCUCAGGUCAACUCAACCGCGACGGGCGCCAAACAAUAAGAGUCUUGACCUGCCGUCCCUUACGCAGCCUGCACAAAACAAAUAUUUGAAGCCAUUAUAUCUAAUUUCUCCAGGCCACCGUCACUGAAAAGAUCAACAGCGAAGGGUGCUGUUGGGAAGCAAAAAGAGGGAAGAAAAAAGUGGGGGAGGAAGAAGUAACCCUUUCAAAGUGCACCCUACCGGCUAUUUCUGCUAUGCUGUGGGCAGGGAGCAUCUCAUUUGGGAGUGCUCUUUGCUGACAAAAAAAGGACUUCCCCUUUCCCUGCCUGCCUAUCCAGAUGCCUGUAUAAAUACUGUAUAAAGAUAUCAUUUUGUCUGGGUUCUAACUCUGCCCAACAAAGACACUGCAAACUAUCUAUAGAAACGUUCCAACAAAAUUAGACUCUGCGGUCUCCUGGAUUACUACUUGUCUAUUACCUCUCAAGGGAGAUUUAAGAGCUGUGAGAACAGGAAUGAGACCUGCCAUAGUUCUGUAAACUUUCCCAAACACUCAGCAGGUUUGAAAGCUCUAUCUGCUUGGGAAUAGCAGUUUUAAUGUCUGUCCCAGCUUGGUGAAUCAACAUGAAGCCCCUGACACCAAUUGGAUCUCCCUCUCCCCUGAGGCUCCUCAACAAGGGUCCAGACUACCUGCGCAGGCAGAUUGAUGGUGGAGGCCAUGGUCGCGCUGUCAGUGCUGUGGAGAGGCUAGAGGCAGACAAAGCCAAAUAUGUUAAGAGCCAGCAAGUGAUCAACACCAAGCAAGAGCCAGUGCUUGUUCCCUGUGCCACCCCUCCACCACAGCCUCGGCGAGCGAUUGCCAUCCAUGGUAGCCUAACCCCUCAUCUUCCCCCGCGCCGUUCAUCCAACACACCCUUCUCUACGUUAUCCGGCUCCUUCACAUCCAGAGAUGAAAAUGAAAACGAUGACUCCAGAAAGGAGAACAGACGGACUUCAGUCGAUGUUGAGGCACAUAACAGGAGCAAUGUGAACAAUGUGAUGCCACCCAGCCCUAGGUCCCCUGGAAUUAACACCUUGGUAGCGCCACACAGUGCUCCUGUGAUCAGAAGGAGUACAGGCAAACGCAUGCUGAGGCCAGACUCCCUGGUCAUCUACCGUCAGAAGAAAGAGUGCAAAAGCCCCAGCGGUGCAGCAGUGGCAGAAAACAACAGCAUGGAGGUGAAGGGCUACAGUUUUGUCCGCCGUCUCUUCCAGGGUUCCAUGAGAGAGAAAAGUAGCGGUGAGGGCAGAAUCCAGAAAAUGGUGAUUGGAGAGGAGAAAGCACCGUCGAGGGAUGGCGACUCCCGCAUGUCUUGGACCAAUGAGAAAGACGCAGUGGAUGGUGCACAGGGGAGCCGGAGGUCUAGUAAAACGGACCAAGAGCGCAGCCCAGAGUCUACCCCCAGCCCUGGCUUUGGUUGCACGCUUGACCAAACCAAGAAUGGAUUUACAAAUGGCACCAACAACAGAGUUAUUAGUGGUAUGACAAAUGGCAACCACUCACGUAACCAUGACGAUGAGAAUGACCCGUGGAAGCGGGCGUCCCCACCUCCACCCAGAAGGCAGUUCGGGAAGCUGAAGCGCUCCAAGUCAGACUUGCGUCUGCGCUGCUCGGUAGCACUAUCAGAGCAAGAGCAUUUCUUUGACUUCUGCGGGCUAGAUUUAGACAUGAUUGAGCGUCUGGGUCGGGAGAAUUUCCUCUCCGGUGCCAGCUCUAUAGACACACUUUCACUGGCGCUCCGAAGUGUGGGUGGGGACGGUUGUGGAGGCUCAGAGCCCAGUGAGUUCUCCCGUCACUCAGGAGAUGGACUGUUUCAGGAGGAACUGACUGAGCAGCUUCCCACCGGUGUGUCAAUCAUCGAGAGAAACGCUCGUGUCAUCAAGUGGCUUUAUGGGUGUAAGAACGCUGCUCGUGAAGGACCCAAAGAGUCAACUGUUUAAUGUAGGGACCUGGAUCCAUGUGCCAUGGAGUGCUCAGAGCCUGCAGUCUAACAAAACAAGAGUUUGCUGAUUUCUUGCCUGAUAUACAGUAAGCUGUUUAUUUAAAUCAACUGCAGUGGCAUUUGGUCUUGCAGAUGUUUACCUUUUAUGCAUAAACUUGCUGCUGAAAUGUACAACAACUCAAAGGUAAAAUGACUCUUCAACACAGGGUUUAACUUGAAUUUGAAAAACACAUUCCGUGUAGGCUGUGAAUCGUUAGCUGCUCCGCUGCAAUGAAACAUUAAAGGAAAAAAUACGAUUUGGUUCUGUUUUUGAGCCUCAAGCAGCAGCGCGAGUCUGAGCAGCUGAACUUCAUUAGGCAAAGCUGCUUUUAAAUGUGAUUUUUCUUUUAAAUUUCAAAUGAGUGUGAGUUAUGGUUUGUUCCAGUCACACAUGUAGGGAUAGCGUUCCAUGGCACACAGUUACCUUUAGUCCCUUCACCCCAAAGAAACGGUUUCUUCAAAUUAGAGAACAACUUCUAUGAAAGUAUUGUAUGAGUAUUGAGUGACCCUAAUGGCAAAUUGAGCUGUUUCCCCCAGGAACAUGUUUUGAUAUCUGUGUGUAUGAGUGUGUGUGGAGCAGAUGUGCUGUCAUCCAGUUGUUGCUUCUUCUUGUAGCUGACAGAGCCGGGUUCUGAACUGAUUUGAAAUCAGCCCCCUGUGAGCCCUGACGAGGCACAUAAGUGUUUGUUUGACACGCCGGACACAGUUUAGUGUCCUUGACACCAACACUCUCCCUUAAUGACUAAUUUAAAAUGGAAAACCACUAAGCUACUUUUUUUUUUGCCUGAACUGGAAAACUGUUGUGUGAGUGUGAAGUGAACCAUGAGUACCUCAUUCGAAUCUGUCCCAGUUUAGUUUGUGUGUUGCUAUUUUUUCUUUUUUAAAUCCUUAAACGCAGGCGUUGGAACAAACAUGCGAGGCGCCCCUGUGGGGUUGUUAAUGCACUGAACUGGACAGAGAGGGAGGAAAUGGAAAAUAGAAAUGUAGGUCUGACUCUUUCCAGAAAGUCAUCUCAUAUAAUGUUAAACACUGAGUUUGAUUCAAAGGAGCAUCCUGCAAAGCAUCGGAGCCAUGCCUGGCCAGUAGUUUUCAUCAUUUCCAUUUCAUAUUAAAACCCCUGUAGAGGCAUCAGUGGUUAAUGGUCAUUUGUGACACAUUCAUUGAGAACCACAGCACAUGUUAUGUGCCUGUUCAGCGGUCAUUGUGGUGUAAACUUAAGUGAUAAACAGGGAAACACUGUCUAAGAAUAGUCAGUCCAGUCAGAGAAAAACUGGUCUUUGGCAAGCAAUAUACCGAUACUUACUAAAGAAAGUCUCAGAAUAAAACAUUAACCUCCAAAAGUAAAGGAGCUCAAUUUGUCAAACCUUUAAUGCCAAAUAUUUUAGGGAGUCACUUUUUUUUUUUUACCAUGUGGCUACAUCAUCUCCAGCCCGUUUCCCAUCAAAACAAGCAGGGGAGGAUGAAGCUGCCCUCCCCUCUGUGAUAAUUUAGAUCCUACCUCACUUUAUCCUAAGUGACUCUCACUUUAUCUCCAUGAGCGGUCAUUACCAGUGCUCGUCCGAAGGAUGCAGUCGAUCAUUGCUGGCAUUUGUGGAGCUUAGACUGAGAGGCCUCGAGGGCUGAGUGUUACCCAACUCAAGGGCACGUUGCAUUUGUACAUGUGAGUAACACAAUGACAUGAAAACCUGAUGUUAUUUUAUGUAUUUAAUCAGAAGCAUGAGACCCUCCUGAAGCUCCCUCCGCCUGGACUCUUCUGGUUUUUGUUUUUAUCUCCCCUGUUAAAAACUAUUUGGUUGCAUGUUUACAAAGUGGCGCCGCAAUUUCAGAUCCUCUUUUUUAUUUGACAUACUGUAUAUGAGAGAUUUAGUUUUUAUUCCAAAGAUGUUUGUGUAUGACGUACACAGCAAUAAAGAUAAAUACGGAAA
Mugil cephalus (flathead mullet) is the source of this 4161-nucleotide messenger RNA. RefSeq names its product family with sequence similarity 110 member D (gene fam110d). Bases 840 to 2195 code for a protein of 451 amino acids. The record is from RefSeq and is a predicted model, not a curated record. The transcript has 2 exons. NCBI's taxonomy places the organism in Eukaryota, Metazoa, Chordata, Actinopteri, Mugiliformes, Mugilidae.